UUUCCCUCUGAAUUCGAAGAACUUUCCCGUGCUCUCUCAUCUCUUCUUUUAGGGAAAAAAAUGUUCUCCUUUUCUUAUUAAAAAACGCAUCAGAUGAAGACCAAGAUCCGAUGCGUGGUCUCCCAACACUACACCGCACAACAACAACGACUACAAACUUUACAAUCGUUUACGAAAGCCUGUCCUAAAGCUCGCCGACCGCGGCGCAAUCCCGAAUCUCGGAAAAAAAUACAUUUUCUCUAGUGUUUUUCUCGGGAAUCCGGCGACGACCGCCCAAUGAUAUUCUCGCCGGCCUAACAUUUUCCGCGGAAAAAUGCAGAUUUUCUCAGCAACCGAACGGCGUCGCUAGGAAAAAGGAGAGAGCCUCGCCCUUGCCGUUAUAAACCCCGCGGCCAAUCUCGCGCUCCCGCACCGAACGAUUUUCUCGCCGCGAGCGACGGCGUCUUCCUCCGCUCGUCCGACAGCGCGGCUCCGGCGGCUCCCUCCGGCGGCUCGCGCCGGCGCCAUUGGAUCGCCACGGGGCGAUCGUCCAUGAGGUGAGAGUUCCGCGAGCUGCUUCGGCUCGGGAGGAGGCGAUGUCGUUCCUUCGCCGCAGGAGGGCCGCCGAGUCCGCGAAGGCCGGCUCCGGUUCUGGGGACGACGGCGGCGGCGGCGAGGGCGGGGAUAAGAAGGAGAGAGAGGUGAAAUCGAGGAGGAAGCAGGGUCCCGGAGGGGGCGAGCGGCCGAGGCGGUGGUCGUGCGUCGACAGCUGCUGCUGGUUCGUGGGGUGCGUGUGCUCGAUUUGGUGGCUGAUGCUGUUCCUGCUCAACGCGAUGCCGGCGUCGUUCCCGCAGUACGUGACGGAGGCGAUCACCGGGCCGCUGCCGGACCCGCCCGGGGUGAAGCUGAGGAAGGAGGGGCUGGCGGCGCGGCACCCCGUGGUCUUCGUGCCCGGGAUCGUGACGGGCGGGCUCGAGUUGUGGGAAGGGCAUCAGUGCGCCGAGGGGCUGUUCAGGAAGAGGCUCUGGGGCGGCACGUUCGGCGAAUUGUACAAAAGGCCUUUAUGCUGGGUUGAGCAUAUGUCACUAGACAAUGAAACUGGACUGGAUCCUCCUGGCAUAAGGGUUAGGCCUGUAUCUGGACUUGUUGCGGCUGAUUAUUUUGCUCCUGGAUACUUUGUUUGGGCAGUCUUGAUUGCCAAUUUGGCUCGAAUUGGUUAUGAGGAAAAAAACAUGUAUAUGGCAGCAUAUGAUUGGAGAUUAUCAUUUCAAAACACUGAGGUCAGAGAUCAAACUUUGAGCCGGAUAAAAAGUAACAUUGAACUCAUGGUGGCUACUAGCGGGAACAAAGUAGUUGUUAUUCCACAUUCUAUGGGGGUCUUGUACUUUCUGCAUUUUAUGAAGUGGGUUGAGGCACCAGCUCCUAUGGGCGGUGGAGGAGGAUCAGAUUGGUGUGCAAAGCAUAUCAAGGCCGUCAUGAAUAUUGGAGGACCAUUUUUUGGCGUUCCAAAAGCAGUUUCAGGUCUUUUUUCAGUCGAAGCAAGAGAUAUAGCAGUUGCCAGGGCAUUAGCACCUGGUGUUUUGGACAAAGAUGUAUUUAAAUUUCAAACACUGCAACAUAUGAUGCGUAUGACUCGUACUUGGGAUUCAACAAUGUCAAUGAUACCGAAAGGUGGGGACACUAUUUGGGGCGGUGUUGAUUGGUCACCUGAAGGAUUCUUUAACUGCAGCACAAAGAGGUCAAAGAACAUUUACAUGACUACUUCAGAACGCAGUGCAGUCAGGGAUCUGGAAAAUAGAGCAGGUGUAAAUUACGGGAGGCUUAUAUCAUUCGGUAAAGAUGUAGCUAACAUACAUUCUUCCAAGAUUGAGAGAACAGAUUUUAGGGGUGCUGUUAAAGGCAGAAAUCUAUCAAAUACAAGUAACUGUGAUGUGUGGACAGAGUAUCACGACAUGGGAGUUGGAGGUGUGAAGGCUGUUGCAGAUUACAAAGUCUAUACAGCUGGCUCAAUUUUGGAUUUGCUUGAUUUUGUGGCCCCCAAGCUGAUGAAACGUGGUAGUGCUCAUUUUUCAUAUGGAAUUGCUGAUAAUUUAGAUGACCCCAAGUAUCAACAUUACCGACAUUGGUCGAAUCCCUUGGAAACAAAAUUACCUAAUGCUCCGGACAUGGAGAUAUAUUCACUCUACGGGGUUGGAAUACCCACGGAAAGAGCAUAUGUCUACAAGUUGACUCCUACUUCAGAGUGCUACAUUCCUUUUCAGAUAGAUACCUCGGCGGAUGGUGAAAGUGAGGACUCAUGUCUGAAAGACGGUGUAUUUUCUGCUGAUGGAGAUGAAACAGUUCCUGUCUUGAGCGCUGGUUACAUGUGUGCAAAAGGUUGGCGAGGCAAAACUCGUUUCAAUCCAUCUGGCAUUAACACAUACAUAAGAGAAUAUGAUCAUGCACCGCCAGCCAAUCUCCUCGAGGGUCGAGGUACCCAAAGUGGAGCUCAUGUCGAUAUCAUGGGGAACUUUGCACUGAUUGAGGAUAUAAUUAGAGUGGCUGCAGGGGCUACUGGAGAGGAUUUGGGUGGAGAUCAAGUUUACUCGGAUAUCUUCAAAUGGUCUGAGAAGAUCCAGCUGCAGCUCUAGAUUCACACGACAAACCUUUGGGCAUCGCUUCUGCACUUCAGGAGGCACUAGGCAGAUGGUUUGCGCCGAGAAGUGACUGAGACGUGGUCAUGUUGCGCCGGACUAUCUGCUUGCCUAGGCCGGCUGAACUGAAUUGAGGAAUGUACCGGCAAAGAGAAGAACGUGGUAUUGAACUCUGAGUCUGUAAUGACUUCUUGUCGGGGCUUACAUUGGCAGUGCCGUGAAGUAUGCGCAAUAACUCCAUCUAGCCAUUCCGGCCCCGCCUGCUGAAUUGGCCGCAGUUCCACGAAAUUUUGCAUAUUCGAUUAAUUUAAUUAUUGCUUUUCGACCGAUGUUGCUAGGCAUGAGUGUGAUUCUCUCUCUUUCUCUCUCUCAUGCUUUUGUCUAUAGAAUUGGUUGUGAAGAUAAACUGGACCUUUCCGGAGGGGGCUGGACUGGUUGUUUUCUAGUCUCUCUCCCUGUCAGCAAAUGUGACCGGAGUCUUCCGCUCUCU
This is a messenger RNA of Eucalyptus grandis, 3102 nucleotides long. RefSeq names its product phospholipid:diacylglycerol acyltransferase 1. Gene Ontology annotation, biological process: lipid metabolic process. The record is from RefSeq and is a predicted model, not a curated record. The transcript has 7 exons. Bases 576 to 2609 code for a protein of 677 amino acids. Gene Ontology annotation, cellular component: cytoplasm. NCBI's taxonomy places the organism in Eukaryota, Viridiplantae, Streptophyta, Magnoliopsida, Myrtales, Myrtaceae.